UCUUGAGCUACACACCGUUGACAUCCUCCUGUACAUUAGACUGAUCGGUGAGCGCGCGACAGCCUUUCACUUGCGCGUGAAGAGACAAACAGCAGCCAAUCUGAUUGUACACACGCACGCUCACAAUCCCCGGACUCUCGCGCACUCUUUCCCAUAGUGCGCCGUUCUGCUGACUCAGUGCCUUAUUAGAGCGAACAGGUUCCUCGCCACCGAACACAGCUGAGACGCACCAACCAUCGCAACGACUACAGCCAUGUCCAAAACUGCAAUCGCAUACAAAGAGAAGAUGAAGGAGCUGUCACUUGUCUCCCUCAUCUGCUCCUGUCUCUACCCAGAGGCACGCAGCAAUCUGAUGGGAGAGUUUAAAGACAUGGAGGUUAAACCCAUUAAUAAACGGGCUUCUGGCCAGGCCUUUGAGGUCAUCCUUAAGCCACCCUCACCCACGACUGUUGGAGGCUACAGCAUCACUUCUCCUCCCAAGAAGAGGGAUGUGUCACUGGAGGACAUCCAGAAGAAGUUGAAGGCAGCAGAGGACAGGAGGAGAUCCCAGGAGGCUGAAGUGCUUAGGGCCCUGUCUGAGAAGCGCGAGCACGAGCGGGAUGUCAUGCUAAAGGCCAUGGAGGAGAACAGCAGCUUCAGCAAGAUGGCAGAGGAAAAACUCAACACGAAGAUGGAGCAGAUCAAGGAAAACCGUGAUGCGCUCAUUGCAGCCAUGCUGGAAAGACUGCAUGAGAAAGAGAAGCACGCUCAGGAGGUGCGCAGAAACAAAGAGCUGAUGGAAGAACUGACAGCAUGAGCACAUUGCUCUACCCCCACAAUCCUAUCAUCCCAAACGCUCCUCCUCCCUUAGCUGUGACCCUCUGUCCCCCGAGGGACCUCCUCUCAUCCUACCACUGCAGCCCUCUAGAGGAGUCUCUGGUGCACCACCCCCUGUCCUGCCCACCCUGCUCACCCUGCCCAGAGAAAGGGAAUCUACCCUGCCCCGUUACCAUCAGCAUCCUCCCCUGAUAGAGUCCAUAAGACAAAAGUAUAAUUUUUUUUUUGUUUUGCUCAAUUUUAAACCGAACAAAUGAAAGUGGUUGUUGUGUUUUUUUGUAAAUACUUCCUAUUUGUUUUAUAUGAGAUGAUAAAAAGUAUUGCGGUGUGCCAUUUUAUAAUUUUCUCACUGUAUCUUUCUCCUUUAGUGGAUUUACUCGUUUACUCUCUCUCUCUGUUUAUCAAAUCUGCUACAGUUUAUCUUGUGCCAGGCUUGGUGUUUGUUAAUUUGCUGACUAGAAAUGUCUUCUCUAAAUCCUAUGACCAUGUUUGUGUCUCUUUGUCAAAGUGAAGAGAGUAAAGCCACAAAGGUACACACAAUAUAAAUGACUCUAACAGUUAACUAGCAAAGCAUUUACAAGACAACUCUUACUCCUUCUCUUUCUUCAUACAGUCAUGUAGUAUACUGUAUGUUCACAAUACACAGACACACACUUACACACAGUGAUGUGCACAGACCUCAGCAGGGACAGGGCUGAAAUGAUAAAAACAGAUUUUUAACAUUUUACUUAUUUAUUCAUUUUGACUAUUUCAGCAUUGUUCUUGUAUUAUAAACAUAAUUUUUGUUGUCAAACUUGUUGACAAAUAAUAGCCUAUUCUGUUAUAUUCCAUACAAAAAGCACCAUAUUUAAAAAAAAAAAACAUUUCUUCAGACAUAGUCUGUGAUAAUCCCAUGUUUUUGACUUGUGUCAUAGUAAAACCAUGGAAGUAUCUUGGAGUAGUAUGACAUCAUUCAGUACCAUGAUAUCCCUGGUAAUGGCACAGUGUCUUUUUUUGUUUCGUUAUAGUGCUCUAAUCUUUUUCUUGUCUCAUCAAUCUUUUCACUUCUCUCAUCUCUGCAAACUCACUUUACCAUUUUAUCUCUGCUGCUUCCAUUCUGACCUCGUCAUGGUUUUGAAUGGUUGCCCACAUGUCCAAAAAAUGGUAAUACCAUGGUCUCCUAGUUUAAAAAAAUACCAAACUGGCUUUGCCUGAAUCAGAAAGCUCCUUCAAUUAAUGGCAGUAUUCUAUAAAAGGCGUAUUACAUUUCUAUCACUGAAAGGGAUGCGACCGCUCCCAUAAUAAUUAAUAAAACUGUCUAAACUGCAGGUGUGCCAUGUGAUAUCGGAAAUGUGGUAUCAGUCGAGAAUUAAUCUGUUGAUGAAUUUACAACACAACACAAUUCACAGAGUGGACAUUUUAUCUGACCUGUGUUGGUUUGCAUUUAUAAUUCUGCGUUGAUGUGUUUGCGUCAUUCUGUGAGUACUCAGCCAAAAUGCUAACUUUCAUAAAUAAACAAAAGAAAUGCAAGCAAUGUAAGUUCUGGAUUCAAAAGUAUUUAUUAAAUUACUGUAGCAUCAAACAUGAGUUCAAAGUAUGUAAACAUGUUUAGUUACAUAUUAUUUAUUAUACCUGUGGCCUGCAUUGCAGGAAGAAAAUAAAAAGGACAUUCCUGCAUGCUUGGUCUUGACUCGCUUAAAUAAUAAUAUAUAAACAUGUUUUUGCAUACUUGACACAAUGAACAGCUGAUGCUCCAUGACGCCACUUUGAUGCUCCGGGAAAAAUUAAAAGCAACAUUUUUGCUCCCUCAAAGGGCACUUUCUGCGGGAGGGGACGCCACCCUAAAGCUUGUUCCAACAAAGUGAGAAAAUGAAUGGUCCCUUCCACAAGACGAAUGGCACACUCAUACAGUCCCAUUCAGAGUACCCACUUCAAGGGCUCUGCACCUCGGAGUGAGUAUGACAUAGAGAAUCACUUGUGAUUAGAGCCCGCCCCCUAUUUGCUGUAGCGCGCGCUGUUACUGGCACCUCUGUUUAAUUUUCGUCUCAUACGUCUCAUAAUAACGCAUUGCUACUGUUAUUGUGAGACUAUUAGGAGAUUUUAAUUUGGAUUUAUUUUAACUAUUUUAAUUUAAUUAUUAAAAUGUCUACUUUUUACCUUUAGAUUUGUGAAUGGAAGGGGCAGAGCCAGGGGCUCGCAUCCCUGCUGCCCCGUUCUGUGUACGUCACAGUUUACACACUUUAAGGAUAUGCUCGGUGUGAUUUAUUAAAAAAAAUAAAGACAUGUUUCUCACGAGGAGCUUACUAAAUCUGUGGUUUGAGCCACACAGAAUCCAUGUGACCAUCUCUUGACUCUUAUUUGACCAUUUGAACUCGGUAACCUUCUCAUUGCUUGAGACAUGUUUGUUAGUGACUCUCUUAUUCUAAUCAAAGUGUGCCAUAGGGAACCUAGAUUUAACCUAUACACUUGGGUUUGAAAGGGGGAUAUACAGACGUGGUUAAAAUGGACACGACAGAAUGAUGUGUGUAAGUGUGUGUGUCCAGAGCAAUGUGGUAGGACAGCGUUAGAAUUUGCCAAUUUUCUUGCAUGAAAUGUCAAACACCGGCCAUACACACCUUUUUCUUCCAGCUGUGUGCUUUACUCCCUAAACACGUGUAACUUUGGGAACAAGCUGUGGUGAAUAAAGGUUUUGGG
This is a messenger RNA of Xyrauchen texanus (razorback sucker), 3489 nucleotides long. RefSeq names its product stathmin-2-like. Bases 254 to 796 code for a protein of 180 amino acids. Gene Ontology annotation, molecular function: tubulin binding. Lineage: Eukaryota; Metazoa; Chordata; Actinopteri; Cypriniformes; Catostomidae. Gene Ontology annotation, biological process: regulation of microtubule polymerization or depolymerization; microtubule depolymerization; neuron projection development. Gene Ontology annotation, cellular component: growth cone; cytoplasm; neuron projection. The record is from RefSeq and is a predicted model, not a curated record. The transcript is spliced from 5 exons.